Messenger RNA from Centrocercus urophasianus (Greater sage-grouse), 1200 nucleotides. RefSeq names its product neuropeptide FF receptor 1 (gene NPFFR1). Gene Ontology annotation, molecular function: peptide binding; neuropeptide receptor activity. Lineage: Eukaryota; Metazoa; Chordata; Aves; Galliformes; Phasianidae. The transcript is spliced from 4 exons. Gene Ontology annotation, biological process: G protein-coupled receptor signaling pathway. Bases 1 to 1200 code for a protein of 399 amino acids. Gene Ontology annotation, cellular component: membrane. The record is from RefSeq and is a predicted model, not a curated record.
AUGCAGGCGCUGCAGCACCCGGAGCCAAGCAGGGACUCCUCCAAUGGCAGCUGGGCUAACGCCAGUGAGAGCUACCUCCUGAAGGAAAAUUACACCUUCUUGGCAUACUACCAGCACUCCUCACCUGUGGCUGUGAUGUUUAUCCUAGCCUACACCUUCAUCUUCCUCAUGUGCAUGAUUGGCAACAUCCUGGUGUGCUUCAUAGUGGUGAAGAACCGUCAGAUGCGGACGGUCACCAACAUGUUCAUUCUCAACCUUGCCAUCAGUGACCUGCUGGUGGGCAUCUUCUGCAUGCCUACAACCCUGGUGGACAACCUCAUCACAGGGUGGCCCUUUGAUAAUGCCAUGUGCAAAAUGAGCGGCCUGGUACAGGGCAUGUCUGUCUCUGCCUCUGUUUUCACGCUGGUGGCCAUCGCGGUGGAGAGGUUUCGCUGCAUCGUCCACCCCUUCCGGCAGAAGCUGACGCUGAGGAAAGCCCUGGUGACCAUUGCCAUCAUCUGGGUGCUGGCCCUGCUCAUCAUGUGCCCCUCCGCCAUCACCCUAACUGUCACCAGGGAGGAGCACCACUUCAUGGUGGACACCUACAACAACUCCUACCCACUGUACUCCUGCUGGGAGGCCUGGCCCGAGACAGAGAUGAGGAAGAUCUACACCACCAUCCUUUUCUCCCACAUCUACGUGGCACCCCUUGCCCUCAUUGUUGUCAUGUAUGCUCGCAUCGCCUUCAAGCUCUUCAAGUCAGCGGCACCUGCCCGCAGCACCCGGCCUGAGGAGCCCGAGGGGAGGAAGGUGUCCCGUAGGAAGGCCAAGGUCAUCAACAUGCUCAUCAUCAUGGCCCUCUUCUUCACUCUCUCCUGGUUGCCCCUCUGGACACUGAUGCUGCUGACAGACUAUGGUAACCUCAGCGAGCGCCAGCUGCACCUGGUCACCGGCUAUAUCUUUCCCUUUGCUCACUGGCUGGCCUUCUUCAACAGCAGCGCCAACCCUAUCAUCUAUGGAUACUUCAAUGAGAACUUCCGACGAGGCUUCCAGGAGGCCUUUAGGGCCCCUUUCUGCUUGCCACCACGCCGGCGGCACCGUGGGCCCUAUGGUGCCCGCAACCGUGUCUUCACCCAGCCCCAGGCCAGCGACUCUCCCCCCCACUCGGAAUCGAGGCCGCUGGCAUCCCGACGGGCUGGCAUCCCUGCAUGGAAUGGCUGA